AUGCUUCUCCUUCAAAACUCUCUUCUUCCCGUCUGGUCUCAAACACUGAGAUUGGAAACAGAGAUGAACCCUCAACCGUCGAUUAAUCCAAAUCGACGGUUUUCCAUAUCGAUCCGCGUAUUCUUCACGCCGACCAUGGUUUUUCAGUCAUCACAGCUUAGAUGGUUUGCUCUUUGCUCCCCUCAUCUCAACCGUCUGUUCAAUUUGGCGGUUCAUCGGAUUAAUCGAAAUCGACGGUUUUCCAGAUCGAUCCGCGUAUUCUUCACGCCGACCAUGGUUUUUCAGUCACCACAGCUUAGAUGGUUUGGUCUUUGCUCCCCUCAUCUCAACCGUCCGUUCAAGUUCGGCGGUUCAUCGGAUUAA
This is a messenger RNA of Microthlaspi erraticum, 363 nucleotides long. Lineage: Eukaryota; Viridiplantae; Streptophyta; Magnoliopsida; Brassicales; Brassicaceae. The record is from the annotation of a GenBank genome assembly.